AUGGCGACUGGAGAAGAGCCUCCCACGGCGUCCCCCGCGCAGCAGUCGAACCCUGCUAGAGGCUGGUGGAAACGGCUGCGGGGGUCUAAUGCCCCUGAGACGCCCGCCAUUACAACGAGUCAAAGCCCUUAUCGCCCCAGAAGGACGCUGGGUAUUCUGAGUGACAAGGAAACAGAUGAAGUGCCUGGGACUGUUCUUCUGCUCUCGUCAAACCGUAAUGAGCCUCUCGGUUUGGAACAUCAACCGCACCGCGAAUCCCAUUCGUCGCUGCCAUCGCCUUAUCCACUGUCCCGUUCCUCUUCUCGUGCUUCUCGUGCCUCUCGUGCGCGCCAGCAGAAAAAGAAAACGCCGGAUGGCAACAUAGUGUUGGAUCCUCAACCCGAUGACUCCAUGAAUGAUCCUCUCAAUUGGCCUGUAUGGCGACGAGAUGCAGCUCUGGUGUCGUUGGGGUUCUAUUGCCUGAUGGGGGGCGGUAUGACCCCAAUUCUUGCUGCCGGUUUCAGCCAAGUAGCUGCUGCGUAUGAUGUGACCACCCAGAAAGUCGCAUAUACGACAGGGUUGUACAUGUUGGGUCUCGGGAUUGGGUCGGUGAUCAUGUCUCCUACAGCUAUUCUGUAUGGAAAGCGGCCGGUAUACCUCCUUGGAGCGACCCUUUUCAUUCUUUCGGCGGUCUGGUGUGCGCUGUCGCCCAACUACCCGAGCUUGGUCAUUGCUCGUAUUUUCCAGGGCAUUGCAGUAAGCCCGGUCGAGUGCCUUCCCUCUGCAACUAUUGCCGAGAUCUACUUCCUGCACGAACGGGCGUACCGGGUCGGCAUCUAUACCCUCCUGCUUCUAGGAGGCAAGAACCUGAUUCCCCUAGUGAGUGCAGCUAUCAUCGGGAGUCUGGGGUGGCGCUGGGUUUUCUGGAUUGUUGCUAUCGUUGUUGGCGCUUGCCUCGCCCUUCUUUUCUUCUUUGUCCCCGAGACGUUCUGGGACCGCACACCUCGGCCACGAAAGGCUCACAAGCGCCCCAGCUUUUACCGCAGUGUGUCGAACAUCAUGUCCCAUGGACUACGCGGUCGACCGCCUCACGCUCAUCGCCUGGAGGAGAAUCCUCCGGAUGAUGACCUCAACUCCCAAGAGCCGAAGAAGUCCAAGAAGGGUCAUGUUGGGUUUGUGGAUGACCAUGAUGAGGAACCAGAGACCAUUUCUGAGAAGAUAGAGGAGCCGGCUGGCCAAGAUCCUAUAUCCGAGUCGCUGGACCCGGGUCCGCCGAUCACGUCGGCGGCUCGGUACACCAACCGACUUCGGGAUCAGCCGCCUAUCCCGUUCAGUUACUAUCUCCGUCCAUGGAAUGGCCGGAUUGCUCAUGACAACUGGCUACGUGUCGCGGUGCGGCCAUUCAUUCUCUUCGCAUACCCCUCUGUGCUGUGGUCGACGGUGGUGUAUGCCCUGUCCGUCGGCUGGCUCAUUGUGCUGUCCGAGUCGGUUGCUACCAUCUAUGAGCAGCGAGACACUUACAACUUCACCGCGCUGCAGACCGGUCUCAUCUACAUCUCGCCCUUUGUGGGGGGCCUGCUGGGGACCGCUGUGGCCGGUAAGGUGUCUGACAUUAUUGUACAAUAUAUGACACGACGCAACGGGGGCGUCUACGAGCCGGAGUUCCGGCUGGUGAUGGCGAUUCCCAUUGCUAUCUCGACCACCAUCGGACUGAUGGGAUUCGGUUGGAGUGCACAGGAGAAGGAUGCUUGGAUUGUGCCCACGAUCUUCUUCGGUAUCAUCUCAUUUGGAUGCUGCCUGGGUAGUACGACAUCCAUCACCUUUUGCGUCGACAGCUACCGCCAGUAUGCUGGGGAGGCACUGGUGACAUUGAACUGGAGUAAAAGUAAGUUGCACCAAAACCACAGCAUUCCCGAGUGA
Aspergillus niger is the source of this 1899-nucleotide messenger RNA. RefSeq lists its product as uncharacterized. Lineage: Eukaryota; Fungi; Ascomycota; Eurotiomycetes; Eurotiales; Aspergillaceae. The record is from RefSeq and is a predicted model, not a curated record. The coding region runs from base 1 to 1899 and encodes 632 amino acids. The transcript has 3 exons. Gene Ontology annotation, biological process: transmembrane transport. Gene Ontology annotation, molecular function: transmembrane transporter activity.